Molecule: messenger RNA, 1341 nt
Organism: Eruca vesicaria subsp. sativa (arugula)
Lineage: Eukaryota; Viridiplantae; Streptophyta; Magnoliopsida; Brassicales; Brassicaceae
Source: the annotation of a GenBank genome assembly
AUGGAUGAAGAGUACGGAGUUAUUGUUCUCGGCACCGGUCUCAAGGAGUGUAUCCUCAGUGGUCUCCUCUCCGUCGAUGGUGUCAAGCUUUGGAAGAAGUUCAGGGGAGAAGACAAGGCAGAUUACAAUGUUGACAUGAUGCCUAAGGUAUUGUUGUUAACUACACCUUCGUGGGUUGGUUUCAUUGACAACGAGAGGCUCAUUGGUGAGGCUGCUAAGAACCAGGCGGCUGUUAAUCCUGAGAGGACUUUUGAGGACAAAGAGGUCCAGAAGGACAGGAAACUUGUGCCUUACCAGAUUGUGAACAAGGAUGGCAAACCAUACAUUCAAGUCAAGAUCAAGGAUGGUGAGACCAAGGUUUUCUCUCCUGAGGAGGUCAGUGCCAUGAUCUUGACUAAGAUGAAGGAGACUGCUGAAGCUUACCUUGGAAAGAAAAUCAAGGACGCAGUUGUCACUGUUCCAGCUUACUUCAACGAUGCCCAGAGGCAGGCUACAAAGGACGCUGGUGUUAUUGGUGGUCUCAACGUUGCCCGAAUCAUCAACGAACCCACUGCUGCUACUAUUGCCUAUGGUCUUGACAAGAAGGGUGGUGAGAAGAACAUCCUUGUCUUUGACCUUGGUGGUGGUACCUUUGAUGUCAGUGUCUUGACCAUUGACAACGGAGUGUUCGAGGUUCUUUCCACAAAUGGUGACACUCACUUGGGAGGUGAGGACUUUGACCACAGGAUCAUGGAUUACUUUAUCAAGUUGAUCAAAAAGAAGCAUCAAAAGGACAUCAGCAAGGACAACAAGGCUCUUGGAAAGAUCCGCAGGGAAUGUGAGAGAGCCAAGAGAGCACUUGGUAGCCAGCACCAAGUCCGUGUAGAGAUUGAGUCCCUCUUUGAUGGUCUUGAUUUCUCGGAGCCUCUCACAAGAGCUCGUUUUGAGGAGCUUAACAAUGACUUAUUCAGGAAGACUAUGGGACCAGUGAAGAAAGCCAUGGAUGAUGCUGGUCUACAGAAGAGCCAGAUCGAUGAGAUUGUUCUUGUUGGUGGAAGCACUAGGAUCCCCAAGCCAAACAAGGUUGUGAACCCCGACAAAACUGUUGCUUAUGGUGCUACUGUCCAGGGUGGUAUUCUGAGCGGAGAAGGCGGUGAUGAGACUAAAGAUAUCCUUCUUCUCGACGUUGCGCCACUCACUUUGGGUAUUGAGACAGUAGGAAGAGUGAUGACAAAGCUGAUCCCGAGAAACACAGUAACACAGUUAUUCCAACCAAAAAGUCUCAGGUUUUCACGACAUACCAAGACCAACAGACAACCGUCUCCAUCCAGGUCUUUGAAGGUGAGCGAAGUCUCACACUAA